This is a messenger RNA of Cotesia congregata, 948 nucleotides long. NCBI's taxonomy places the organism in Eukaryota, Metazoa, Arthropoda, Insecta, Hymenoptera, Braconidae. The record is from the annotation of a GenBank genome assembly.
AUGCCUGGUAAGCCAGUUGGUACGCACGAGUCUUAUUUGCAACUUUGGCGAGAGUUUGUUGGUCGUAAUACGGGAUUUAAUAAGGCCGCUCAAAGACGCGUUGUUUUUAUCACUCCGGCUGCUAUGAACAUUGCGACUGUCGUUCCAGCCCCAGAAACUCCGAAUGAUGAUUCAGUGAGCGAGCAGGAUGCGCAUUCUUACGAAGGACGUGCGAAAGAUUUUCUAGGCUUGGAAGAAGUCUCUAAAAUCGAAUUCCUGGUCCCGUUGUUCAGCGAAACUUUGGGAACAUUUUUAUUGGUCCUUAUUGGGUGCGCAUCCUGCCUCACAUGGGAUGAAUCCCAUCCGCCGACUGUGAUCCACAUCGCGUUUACUUUUGGUCUCGCUGUUGCUGCGCUAGCUCAGGUACUUGGACCAGUAUCUGGGUGUCACGUUAACCCUGCGGUGACGGCAGGUCUUGUCGUCAGUGGAAACUGUUCAUUAUUAAGAGCAAUUUGCUACAUUGUUUGUCAAUGUUGUGGUGCAAUAGCUGGAGCAGCUGUUCUGAAAGUCGUAAUACCUGGACCCACGACAUCUCGUGGAAUAGGAGCGACGACCCUGAGUGAUGGAGUGGACAGUGGUCAGGGUAUUCUGAUGGAAGCGAUAGUAACGUUUCUCCUGGUGCUGGUGGUCCAUGCAACGACUGACUCGAAGCGUCGGGACACGACCGGCUGGGCUCCGCUGGCGAUCGGAUUGACAAUAACGGUGGCCCAUCUGGCAGCUGUUCCACUCACUGGAAGCAGCAUGAACCCCGCGAGGUCUUUCGGCCCAGCGGUGAUCCUCGGCUCCUGGACUGACCAGUGGAUUUACUGGGUUGGACCCGUCGUUGGCGGGAUUGUCGCUGGUGGACUCUACAAGUUGGGACUCAGGGCCAAGAAUAAAGAUGACGAUGAAGCUUCUUAUGACUUUUGA